GGAUAUAAAGCAGGCAGCGGGAUGUGGCUGGAGCUUGAGGCGCGCAGGGCCGGAGAUGCUGCAGCCCCGCGACCCGGAGCAGCUCGGAGCGGUGAAUAAUAGCUCUUCAAGUCUGCAAUAAAAAAUGGCCUCCAAUAAAACUACAUUGCAAAAAAUGGGAAAGAAACAGAAUGGAAAGAGUAAAAAGGUCGAAGAGGCAGAGCCUGAAGAAUUUGUGGUGGAGAAAGUAUUGGACCUACGUGUAGUGAAUGGGAAGGUGGAGUAUUUCCUGAAGUGGAAGGGAUUUACAGAUGCUGACAAUACUUGGGAACCUGAAGAAAAUUUAGAUUGUCCAGAGUUAAUUGAAGCAUUUCUUAAUUCUCAAAAAGCUGGUAAAGAAAAAGAUGGUACAAAAAGAAAAUCUUUAUCUGACAGUGAAUCUGAUGAUAGCAAAUCAAAGAAGAGAGAUGCUGCUGACAAACCAAGAGGCUUUGCCAGAGGUCUUGAACCUGAACGAAUAAUUGGUGCCACAGACAGCAGUGGAGAAUUGAUGUUUCUCAUGAAAUGGAAAGAUUCAGAUGAGGCUGACUUGGUGCUGGCAAAAGAGGCAAAUAUGAAAUGUCCUCAGAUUGUGAUUGCUUUUUAUGAAGAGAGAUUAACUUGGCAUUCUUGUCCAGAAGAUGAAGCUCAGUAAUUGUUUGCAUUGUUUUUUAAUAUAUAUUUAUAUAUAUAUAUAAAAUCUGGGUCUUGGUUUUCGAUUUACUAGUGUGAAGAAAUAACUACAUUCUAAUGAAAAUCAAGUUUGAUACAUUGGUUUUGAAAGUAGUAUUGGGGGAGUUGUUGUGAAUUUUUUUAUUUUUAUUUUUUGCAUCGAUGGCACUGGUUACUUCUAACAGAUAAAAGCUUUCUGUAGUUGCUUCCUUUAUCAGAAAAGAACGUUUGCUUUUCUGAAUAUUGGGGAAAGUUGUCAUAGUCAGUUCUUCAAUCAGAACUUGAUUUUAACUGAUACUAAAGGAUCAUUCUGGGUUGUUGUAUGUGUAUACUUUUAUAAAUGGUUUUCUUUUUUUGUUUUUGUUUUUAAAUUUUACCAAAAGAAAAACCAUGGGAAGACCCAUGUUUCUGAGGUUCCAUCAUUCUGAGCAACCUAAGAAAUAAGUCCCUUCAAGUUAAACUGAAGAUUUUCAUGAAGCCAUAACCUUUUAAAUUAAAUAGUUUGUAAGUCAUUUGGACAAGUUAAAUUAGAUAAUUUAAAAGAAGCCAUAUCAGAACCUGUAUCUAAAUCUAUAGUCAUAAAUGCAAUGGCUUAUAAAAACUUUAUUGGUACUAGUAGUCAUCCCUCCUGAGAUCAGAAAAUAGACAUCCUGGUGUGCUGUAAUAAACUAAAUAAGCAAGGUAAAUGGACAUUUGAAUAUUUGUUCUAGCGAGCCAUUACUUUACAAACGCCAAAAUCCCUAUGCUGUAUCGACUAAAAGGCCAUGAUUCAUGGAAUGACUAAGACUUGGCUCCUGAAAACCUGAUCAGAUUGUUAGACAUUGGCAUUUUAGGACCUGCUGGCAUAAGUGGGUAAACAAGUGGUUGUAAUCUAAAUUAUUGACCUGCAUGUUUUGUCUUUGUCCCGUCUCAUUCCUUACAUGUAGGCUCAAUCUUCGCGGUGUUUGGGUUACUGGUUCAGCAGAUGCCAGGAAAAAUAACUUUGUAGUAAUCAGAAUGUUAUCCAACUGUAUAUUGUUUACUUUAUUGUAAAUACUGGUGAACAGUGGUCAAUAAAUAGUUUUAUAUUCCUUUAAAAAAAAAUAAAGCAGGCAGCAACUU
Molecule: messenger RNA, 1791 nt
Organism: Oryctolagus cuniculus (rabbit)
Lineage: Eukaryota; Metazoa; Chordata; Mammalia; Lagomorpha; Leporidae
Product: chromobox protein homolog 3
Cellular component (GO): nucleus
Source: RefSeq, a predicted model, not a curated record